CGUUUCCGGUCGGAGGCCUUUGCGGAGAGCCCCGCUUCCCUAGGGGGCGGUGGCGGCCGUGGAGGCGGCGGAGGCAGCGGGGGGAUCCGGAAGUCAACACCAUGUCGAGUCUGCACAAGAGCAGGAUUGCAGAUUUCCACGAUGUCCUGAAGGAGCCCACCAUCGCCUUGGAAAAGCUUCGGGAACUCAGUUUUAGUGGCAUCCCCUGUGAGGGCGGACUGCGGUGCCUCUGCUGGAAGAUUCUCUUGAACUACCUCCCCUUGGAAAGAGCCUCAUGGACCUCCAUCCUGGCCAAGCAGAGGGAGCUAUAUUCUCAGUUCCUGAGGGAAAUGAUUAUCCAGCCUGGCAUUGCCAAGGCCAACAUGGGUGUGUCCAGGGAGGAUGUAACCUUUGAGGACCAUCCGCUCAACCCCAACCCUGACAGCCGGUGGAACACGUACUUCAAGGACAACGAGGUGCUGCUGCAGAUCGACAAAGACGUCCGGAGGUUGUGCCCAGACAUAUCUUUCUUCCAGAGAGCCACCGAGUACCCCUGCCUCCUUAUCCUGGACCCCCAGAAUGAGUUUGAGACCCUUCGGAAGCGGGUGGAACAGACAACACUGAAAUCCCAGACAGUGGCCCGGAACCGGAGUGGGGUCACAAAUGUGAGAGCCAACCUGGGGGCCCCAGGGACUCCCCGCGACAGCCUUUUCCUCCAUGCUUCCCGUGGAGCCCUGGCCACUGGCCGUGUCAAAAGCUGGGUGUAA
This is a messenger RNA of Leptonychotes weddellii (Weddell seal), 746 nucleotides long. The record is from RefSeq and is a predicted model, not a curated record. Lineage: Eukaryota; Metazoa; Chordata; Mammalia; Carnivora; Phocidae.